This is a messenger RNA of Closterium sp. Naga37s-1, 2355 nucleotides long. The record is from the annotation of a GenBank genome assembly. NCBI's taxonomy places the organism in Eukaryota, Viridiplantae, Streptophyta, Zygnematophyceae, Desmidiales, Closteriaceae.
AUGCAGACCGGUGCCGUUGUCGUGAUAACUCUGGCGGCUCUUUUCUUGGCAUAUAUGUUUUCCGUCGGGUCCUUCUCCAAUAGCAUCGCUCCCACCGCUGACUUGCAAACCUCGUCCCAGAGUCGCAAGGUGGGUGCAUUUGGCUCUGAAUCUACAGAGGAAACGGAAUCUACGGUUGACGACGAGCCGGUGCUGCCGCGGUUGACGCCGGCACGCGUGUCAUCUCGUAGCCACACCGAGGAUCACUCCUCAGAUUCCGACGCGGAGGAAAAUUCUUCGCUAGAGAAACAGAGCAAAGCAUCCGCGGUUGAGAAGGAAACGCUGGAUUUGGAGCUAACCGUCGAGCGCGAUGCGACGACGGACGUCGUGACGCAAGAGCAGGAGAGUAAGCAGGAGAAGCAGAUGGAGGAGGAGGCGAGUGAGGCAGCCGAGGAGUCCAAUUCCGCUGAGAAGGAGAGUGAAGAGGAAUCCAGCGCCGAAAGCGACUCGGAUUCCACAGAGGGCACUGAAGAUGGCGGCAAGGAUGAAACCAGCAGCCCUCCGAGAGAGGAUGAAGCUGAGCAGACUAACAGCGAGACUAAGGACGAGGAGAGCGAGCCGCAAGAGGAGAAAGUUGAUGAGAUUGAGGAGGAGAAGACGAGCAAGAAAUCGAAGUCAAAGAAGGCAAAAAAGGAAAAGAAGACCAAGAAGGUCAAGAAGUCUAAGAAACAUUCCAGCGAUGACGAGUCCACGGACGAUCAGCAGAUCGACGCGUUUCCGGUGUGCGACCCGGAGCUGUCGGAGGUGAUUCCGUGCCUGGACCACAACAUCCACAAGAAGAUGAAGCUGCACCUCAGUACAAGCCUCAUGGAGCACUACGAGCGCCACUGCCCGCCCUCCAACCUCCGCGUGCGCUGCCUCGUGCCGCCGCCCUCCGAUUACAAGACGCCUAUCCGGUGGCCCGAGAGCCGCGAUGUGGUGUGGAGGUCAAACGUGCCGCACCCGUUCCUCGCUACCGAGAAGUCGGAUCAGCACUGGAUGGUCGUGGACGGUGACAAGAUCCGCUUCCCGGGCGGCGGCACGCACUUCCACGACGGUGCCGACAAGUACAUCCAGUCCGUCGGCAGGAUGCUCAAGAACGAGGACGGCGAUCUGUCGCUGGGCGGCAAGAUCCGUACAGUUCUGGAUAUCGGGUGCGGGGUGGCGUCGUUUGGCGCGUUCCUGCUGGACCAAGGCAUGAUCGCCAUGUCGGUGGCGCCCAACGACCGACAUGAGAAUCAGAUCCAGUUUGCGCUCGAGCGCGGCGUGCCCGCUUGGCUCGGCGUGCUCGGGACCAAGCGGUUGCCGUUCCCGUCGCGCGGGUUCGAUCUCGCGCACUGCUCGCGCUGCCGCAUCGACUGGGGCCAGAGAGACGGCGUGCUGCUGCUGGAGCUGGAUCGUCUGCUGAGGCCCGGCGGGUACUGGGUGUGGUCCGCGCCCCCCGCGUACCGCGACGACGAGGAGAGCCGCACACUGUGGAAGCAAGUGACGGACGUGACCACCAAGCUGUGCUGGACCCUGGAGGUGCGCGAGGCGCAGACGGCGAUCUUCCGCAAGCCCAAGAGCGGCACCUGCUACGCGGACCGCCCCGAGGGCACGGUCCCCGCGCUGUGCGACGAGCGCGGGCGCGACGAGGCGAGCAGCACGUACAACGUCUCGCUCUCCACCUGCAUCGCCGCUCCUGCCACAGACGAUGCAGUGAGCGUGGCGCCGUGGCCGCGGCGGCUCAAGGCGCCGCCUCCUAGAGUGGCACUCACUGACGUGGGCACCAACGCGUACAAGAAGAUGAACAAGGUGUGGGCAGAGCGGGUGGACGCAUACUGGGCGUUGCUAGCGGACCGAGUCCAGCCAGACUCCAUCCGCAACGUGCUCGACAUGAAUGCAGGGCUGGGUGCCUUCGCAGCCGCACUCACCGCCUCCAAGCCGGUCUGGGUAAUGACAGCCGUGCCGCCCACAGACCAGCACGCACUCGAGGUGAUUUACGACCGGGGGCUUCUCGGCGUGUAUCACGACUGGUGUGAGGAGUUUUCCACUUAUCCCCGCACGUAUGACCUGCUGCACGCGCACAAGGUGCUGUCGCUGGUCACUGCGCGCCGCUGCUCCACGGACGAUCUGCUCCUGGAGAUGGAUCGAAUCAUGCGCCCGGGAGGGUUCCUGCUGCUGCGUGACGCCCCUGCGCUGCUUGCUCGUGUGACUGACCGUGCCUCGGCGCUCAGAUGGACGGUCCUGGAGGGCCCGCUGUCGCCUGCUGCUGAUGGCUUGCCCGGGGACGUGGAGGGCGAGGGGGAGGAGGAGGUGAUGGUGGUGCAGAAGGAUAUGGUUAGCAGUGCGAGGUGA